Oryza brachyantha (malo sina) is the source of this 999-nucleotide messenger RNA. RefSeq names its product translocator protein homolog. The transcript has 2 exons. Lineage: Eukaryota; Viridiplantae; Streptophyta; Magnoliopsida; Poales; Poaceae. Bases 1 to 843 code for a protein of 280 amino acids. The record is from RefSeq and is a predicted model, not a curated record. Gene Ontology annotation, cellular component: membrane.
AUGGCGCCUGAGGUGACCGAGAAAAUCGUUCUUCUACUCGUCUUCAUUCGUCCCCGGAACGGGGCAGCCCCAUCUGCACACGUGCCACCGUUCCCGCCACCUCGUCUCCCCACGUGUCCCGCCACGAGCUCAUCUCGCGCGCAUUUUAACCCCUCGUCGCUCCCACCGCUUCUUCAUCAGAUCGCAGGCAGGGAAGAACCAACCGGGCACGCGCGCGAGGGGAAGAUCUUGAUCUCUUGCUCGAUCGAGUGCUUGAUCGCGAUCGGAAGAGUAAAGACGAGAGCCAUGGCGACCGCCGCCGCGCAGGAAGGGAUCACUCAUCGCGGUGCUGUGAGGGGGGACGCGGAUGCUGCGGCGCCGGUGCCGGCGAGCCGGGAUACUAGGAAGGCGGGACGCGCCAAGCGCGGCCUCCGCUCGCUCGCCGCCGCCGUGUCCCUGUCGGUGGCGCUCACGGCCGCCUCGUUCUACGGCUCCGGGUCGUCGUCGCUGCCCUCGGCGUCGGCGGCGAAGGUGACGGUGGCGCGGGCGGGGUCGGUGGCGGCGGAGGCGGUGAUGGCGCUGGCGGCGUGGAUGGUGUGGGCGGAGGGGGGCCUCCACCGCCGCCCCGGCGCGACGCUGGCGCCGUUCUUGGCGCAGCUGGGCGCCGCGCUGGCGUGGGCGCCGGUGGCGCUGGGCCUCGCCGCGCCCGCGGCCGGGCUGGCGUGCUGCGCGGCCAUGGCCGCCGCCGCCGCCGCGUGCGCCCGCGGGUUCGGCGCCGUCAACCCCGUCGCCGGCGACCUCGCCAAGCCGUGCGUCGCCUGGGCCAUCCUCCUCGCCGUCAUGAACUACAAGAUGAUGAAGUGAUCAAUCAACGAAUCAACCAAAAGCUUGCCUCUUUACGGCGACGUGUGUGUGUGCAGCGUUUGAUCUCAGUUCUCUCAUGAUCUCAUCCUCAUCUGUAUAUGUGUAUGAUCACUGUCACUGCAGUGGCAACCAGCUUUCUGAAUGUUUUUGCUGCUA